AUGAGCCAGAGGUUUUCUCCACAGGUGGAUGCGUUUGCCCGCGCUCUCAAGAGCUGUGCUUUGGCCAGGGAUCUCUCCAAGGGCAAGAAGCUCCACUCGCAAAUCCUCGCAAGCCCACACAGCUAUGACAGAUACCUCGGGAAUCUCCUCGUGGACAUGUACGGCAAAUGCGGCUGCCUGGAGAACGCGCGAUCCACAUUCGAUGCCAUCGUCGAUCCCAAUGUAUAUUCCUGGAACCUCAUCCUAGGCGCGUACAUCCAAUGUGGCGGGUUCGCAGACGUGGCGGGGUGCUUCGAUUCCAUGCCCAAGAGGGACGUGGUAUCGUGGAACGCGAUUCUCGCGGCAUAUACCGCGAAUGGGCAUCUGCAAGAUGCUAUAAGAGUCUUUGAGGGAAUGCCGCAGAGAGACGUGGUGUCGUGGAACUCGCUGCUAAACCUGUACGGGCAGAAUGGCGAUGCUGUCCUGGCCAAAUCUAUGUACGACAGCAUGCCCGAGAGGGACAUAAUCUCCAUGAACGCCAUGGGCCAAGCAUAUGCCCAGGCUGGGCAUUACAACAGUGCUAAAGAUGCCUUUGAUCGAAUGCCACACCACAGCGUUGUGUCCUGGAACGCUAUGAUUAAAGUCUACACAAUGGCCGGCGACACUACGAUGGCGCUCCAGGCUUUCAAUGAUAUGAAGCAAAGGGACGUGCUUUCGUGGACGGCUUUGCUCUCAGCAUAUGCCCUGGCCGGGCAUCUGGAGGAAUCUCGCUCCUUGUUUGAGAAGAUGCCACAGCGGGAUCUGGUGUCGUGGAACGCUAUCGCGCAGGCUCAUGCCCUCGGCGGCCAAGUCGAACGGGCGACGCGAAUAUUCUCGGACAUGCCCGAUCGAGAUGCCAUUUCGUGGACCGCGAUCAUCCAGGCGUACGGACGGACUGGGAGCCCGGAUAGAUCCAAGCAUUACUUUGAUUCCAUGCCUAGAAAGGACAUACUGUCCUGGGUGGCCUUGCUCCAAGCAUAUUCCCAGGCGGGAGUCCUUGACACUGCCAGUAGAUUGUUUGAGUUGAUGCCGGUGAAGGAUGGAGCAGCACACAAUGCGAUGCUCCAGGCAUAUGCCAACACUGGGAAUCUGGAAGAUACUAGGAGGAUCUUCCACGCAAUGCCCCAGCGAGACAUCGUUGCCUGGAAUCUGGUGAUCCAGGCAUAUUCUCAGUCGGGUAGCGCACCGGGUGCCCAAAUGGUACACGAGAAGAUGCCCGCGUGGGACGUGGUGUCGUGGACGUGUACGAUGGCCACCCACGCGCAGUACGGCAGAUUCCAGGACGCCAAGGGAAUGUUCGAGGAGAUGCCCGAGCGGAAUAUCGUGUCGUGGACGGCUAUGAUUCACGCGUACGUCCAAGCCGGAAAUGUCCACCAGGCCCGGGCCAUGUUUGACGACUUGCAAGGGAAAGAUUCCAUCUCGUGGAACACUAUGAUCCAAUCGUGUGCCGCGAAUGGCCAAUGGGAGAGUGUGCUGGAGCUCUCCCAUUUGAUGGUCUUGGACGGCCAUAGACCCAACGAGUUGACCUUUGUGGGGAUUUUGACCGGGUGUAGCCACGUCGGCAUGCUCGAGGAGAGCCGGUCCCACUUCCUGGCCAUGCAAGACGCGUACGGACUGGCCCCCAUUGUUGACCAUUACUGCUGCAUGGUGGACAUUUUGGGCCGCGCAAAGCAGCUGAAGGAGGCCGAGGAGCUUAUCGACACAAUGCCGUGCAUUCCGUACCCCGUGGUGUGGACGAUCUUGUUAGGAGCGUGUAGGAUCCAUGGUGACGUGGUGAGGGCCGCGAGGGCUGCUGACAUGGCGGUGGCGAUGGAUGCCAGCCAGGAGGAGUCCGCGCCCUACAUUCUCAUGUCCAGUGUGUAUGCCGAGGCCGGGAGGAAGGCCAUGUCAUUGGCACGUAGCAGGGAGAAAGAAGCCAGCUAG
Molecule: messenger RNA, 1941 nt
Organism: Selaginella moellendorffii
Lineage: Eukaryota; Viridiplantae; Streptophyta; Lycopodiopsida; Selaginellales; Selaginellaceae
Product: pentatricopeptide repeat-containing protein At4g02750-like
Exons: 1
Coding region: 1-1941 (646 amino acids)
Molecular function (GO): protein binding
Source: RefSeq, a predicted model, not a curated record